GUUUCGUUCCAUUAUGUAUUCCGUUAUUAGUAAUAUAAAUUACAGUAAAUAAAAAUUUCUCGAUCGAAUAAAAUUGUUUUGUGUUAACAAUAUAUCAAAAUGCUUAUUAAAGUACCCUCAAGCGAUUGGUCAGAACAGCUAGAUUGUAUUGUCGAAGAAGAAGAAUCAUUUUCAGACUUUGAAGAAGAUCCAGAUUUCUCUGAAUAUAUGUGGAUGGAAAACGAAGAAGAAUUCGAUAGAAAUGAACUCGCGCGACUUGAAGAAGAACACUUAAUGAACGAAUGUAUGGAGGCCAUGAUGGAAGACGAACUUAUAUCUGAAUUAACAAAGAGUAAGGAAUUUUGUGAUGAACAUGAAACAGAUAUCUCCAAUUGGACAGAGUUUUGUGAUCCUCCUAGAAAUAAACUGGACCAAAAUAAUUCUACAGUGUUGACUCUCAAUGUACUGCCUUCUGUUUUGAACCCUAAUGCCAAGGAAUUUGUACCUCAAACUCAACUUAAUUAAGUAAAUUUUAAAACAUAUGUUCUAGUAUCCAAUAAAUAUUUAAGAAUUUCGUACAUUACAC
This is a messenger RNA of Teleopsis dalmanni, 565 nucleotides long. It is a transcript of the gene Paip2, whose product is annotated as polyadenylate-binding protein-interacting protein 2. Gene Ontology annotation, biological process: negative regulation of translational initiation. The transcript has 4 exons. Gene Ontology annotation, cellular component: cytoplasm. Gene Ontology annotation, molecular function: mRNA regulatory element binding translation repressor activity. Lineage: Eukaryota; Metazoa; Arthropoda; Insecta; Diptera; Diopsidae. The record is from RefSeq and is a predicted model, not a curated record. The coding region runs from base 100 to 504 and encodes 134 amino acids.